Messenger RNA from Nymphaea colorata (pocket water lily), 1421 nucleotides. RefSeq lists its product as uncharacterized. Gene Ontology annotation, biological process: rRNA base methylation. NCBI's taxonomy places the organism in Eukaryota, Viridiplantae, Streptophyta, Magnoliopsida, Nymphaeales, Nymphaeaceae. The record is from RefSeq and is a predicted model, not a curated record. The transcript is spliced from 8 exons. Gene Ontology annotation, cellular component: small-subunit processome; nucleolus. Bases 279 to 1067 code for a protein of 262 amino acids. Gene Ontology annotation, molecular function: rRNA binding; rRNA (pseudouridine) methyltransferase activity.
CAAAAACCCUAACAAAACCCUUAUUACGGCGGCAAUCUUCGGCACCGUAACACCUCGCGGGAGAAUUUCCCGGCAAGCUAUCCUGUCUGCCGGAGAACCUUCUGGUAACAUCCUAGCUCUGGAACCCUUAAACGUUCGACCUCUCGACGUGCUCCCCAAGUGGUGGCGGCUUCGACUUGUUGUUCCGCAAUAUUUUGAUGCCUUAGCUUAGCUCCUUCAUUGUGACCGAGUGGGGGUUUUUAGGGUGUUCUUGGUGGUCAAGGAGAAGGAGGAGAGAAAUGGUGCGGCCGUACGCCGUCAAGGGUCUAAAGCGCAAGAAGAGGGAUAUUGAGAAGGAAGCCGCGGCAGGGGGAGAAGAGGAGAAGGAGUCGACGGUCACGGAGUCUGUGGGGAUUCAUACCUUGCAUCCUGCUGCUGCGGUUUCAGGUGACGGAGCCAAGGCCGGAGUCGUGUUCGUCCUGGAGAAGGCGUCGUUGGAGUUCGCGAGCGUUGGGAAGACGUACCAGCUUCUGAAUUCAGACGAUCACGUCAAUUUCUUCAGGAAGCAUAAUCUUGAUCCUGCUGCUUAUCGUCCAGAUAUCACUCACCAGGCUCUUCUUGCAAUUCUAGACAGUCCUCUGAAUAAAUCGGGGAGAAUUCGAGCGUUGUAUGUCCAUACAGAAAAAAAUGUCCUCAUUCAAGUGAACCCCCAAGUUCGAUUGCCAAGAACGUACAAACGUUUUAGUGGUGUCAUGUUGCAGGUGCUGCAGAAUAAGAACAUACGAGCUGCUGAUGGCUCUGGUUUCCUGCUUCGCAAAGUAGAAAACCCAGUAACACGUCAUUUACCAGCCAAUUCUCAUCGAAUAGGUCUUUCCUAUAGUUCUCAAAAGUUAGUCCAGAUGUCUAACUAUGUGGCUUCAAUAAGUGAUGAUCUUAACCUUGUUUUUGUGGUUGGUGCAAUGGCCAAUGGAAAGAUAGAUACGGAUUAUAUUGAUGAUUUAGUAGCUGUCUCUGCAUAUCCCCUAACGGCUGCCUACUGCAUCGCAAGGAUCUGUUAUGCUUUGGAGCAGAAAUGGAAAAUUUUGUAGAUUUCCGCCCGUGUUUUAGCGGGUGCCCUGUUUUGUUCAUCAUUUUCUUCUCAAUGAAGAUAGGCGAUCCAUAUUCCAGCAGUUUUCUGGGUAAAUGGAUUUAUAUGAAGUUCAUCUUGUCCAGUGAGAUGCGGUUGUUGGACUAUGUGAAAUCUCUCUUCGUUCCAGCUGCUUGUGAAGUAUACGGGUGUAAUUUUAGCUGGCCUUGCACGAAACCGGAAGGACGAUCUCAAACUGUAGCCGAGCUUGAUUGUAGUAGCUUUAAUUUAUUUUUGGACAUAUAUCCAAGAGACCAGAGAAUUUUAAACCAAAAAGGCAGAGCGAAUUAAUCAUGGAUAUGCUCCUUGCACUAAA